AUGCCCGGAGUCAACCCACUGGGUUUCGUCUCAACCUCCCUCAAUUUUGUGGUCUCAAGACUCUCAACCAUGUCCUCCUCCGUAGUUGCUAGCGCCUCCUCCUCUUUCUCCACCGCCUUCUCUAGGAUCCACUGUAUCGAAACCUCUCCAAACUUCUCACUCGCAAUCCCUUGCCUUAAAAGCACAUUCCAAGGUGCAUCUCUUCAGGAAGCUGAAGGGGGAAUCUCAGAUCUUUUCAAAGCAGCAAGAAAGAGCGGUUUAAUCAAUGAAAGUAGAGGCCUUGAGAUUACAGCAAGAACUGCUGUGGCUUCAAAGACUACUGAGGUUGAGGUUGACAAGCCACUUGGCCUCACCUUGGGCCAAAAGUCUGGAGGUGGAGUGGUCAUCACUGUGAGUUUCACGCAAUUCUUUCUCAAUUUGCUGCAAAUUUUAAUGCAAUUUGCUGCCCUUUGA
Molecule: messenger RNA, 453 nt
Organism: Mangifera indica (mango)
Lineage: Eukaryota; Viridiplantae; Streptophyta; Magnoliopsida; Sapindales; Anacardiaceae
Exons: 2
Coding region: 1-453 (150 amino acids)
Source: RefSeq, a predicted model, not a curated record